Molecule: messenger RNA, 804 nt
Organism: Acanthoscelides obtectus
Lineage: Eukaryota; Metazoa; Arthropoda; Insecta; Coleoptera; Chrysomelidae
Source: the annotation of a GenBank genome assembly
AUGGAAGAUAAAGCAAUCAAAAGAAAAACUACGAAUAAGGAGUCAAGAAGACAACAAAGUGUGGUAUACACUUUAACAUCAUUAUCUGGAGAACGAAAGGUUGUUUGUAAAAAAAUAUUUUUGAAUACUCUAUCGAUUUCAGAGCGUACAGCUCGAACUGCUUUAAGCAAAGUGAAAGAGUGUGGAAUCUUGGAAGCAGAUAAAAGGGGAGGAAGGCAGAGAAAAUAUGAUGAGAAAAAACGAGAGGAAUUCAUAAGAAAGGAUAUAAGUGAGCAUAUUGAUAGAUUCCCCAGAGUAGAAUCUCAUUAUUGCCGUGCUAGCAUUAUCAAAAUGUACUUACACCCAGAUUUGAAUUUAAGAAAAAUGCAUGCUAUGUAUUUAGAUGAAUUAGAGAAAGUUGGAAGAGUAGAAAAACCAAGUUUUCAUACCUAUAGAAGAGUAUUUAAGGCCAAAAACUUAUCUUUUCAUUCACCAAAAAAAGAUCAGUGUUCCCUUUGCGUGUCUUAUAGGGAAGGCGACGAUACCGUUAAACAUAAAUUAAAAGCUCGAUACGAUCUUCAUAUUGCCGAAAAGCUAUAUCCAAUAAUAAGUCUGGCACGAAUAAACAGCCCUUAUAAGGUUGUUCCAAUGAAGUUCAGCGACUUUAAAGAUUAUAAGUCGUUAUCAAAAGAUCUUAGAAUCCUGAGUAUUAGAACCAGCGAAAGUGGCAAGAACGUUAAGUGGACCGAUGUAAUGGAAGUGUUAGUUACACAAGCUUCCCCGCUAAAAAUAUUUUUCAAAAACAGCCAGAAUACGACUGUAUAG